GUCCUCUAACAUCCAGAGAAUGACAUCAUCGACGUUGUGAACGGGCGCGUUGUUAAGUAACGAGAGGGGGAGACAGAUUCGAGUGGAGAACGGCCGCUCGUGCUGUCGGAGCUUCUCAGGGACUGUCAACAGGGAGUGCAACCGACGACAGAGCUAAAAGCUGGGGGUAUGAAAGCCGCCAGAAUCCGCUCCCAUCCUCCUCUGCCCAGGCCCCUGUCCGACUGACAACCAUCGGAUCAGAACCUCUAACUAAGCAGCUCUCGGACGAACCCAAUAUCGGUGACGACUUGCAACCAUGGAGCUGAGAGUGGGGAACAAGUACCGGCUUGGGCGAAAGAUAGGGAGUGGUUCUUUUGGAGACAUUUACCUGGGUGCCAACAUUGCUACUGGUGAGGAGGUAGCCAUCAAGCUUGAAUGUGUGAAGACCAAACACCCACAGUUGCACAUUGAAAGCAAGUUCUACAAGAUGAUGCAAGGAGGAGUGGGUAUUCCAUCGAUAAAGUGGUGUGGUGCAGAGGGAGACUACAAUGUGAUGGUAAUGGAGCUACUCGGUCCAAGUCUGGAAGACCUUUUCAACUUUUGCUCCCGGAAGUUCAGCCUAAAGACUGUCCUGCUUUUGGCAGACCAGAUGAUUAGUCGCAUUGAGUACAUUCACUCCAAAAAUUUCAUCCAUCGGGAUGUGAAGCCUGACAACUUCCUAAUGGGGCUUGGCAAGAAGGGUAAUCUGGUGUACAUCAUUGACUUUGGCCUGGCCAAAAAGUACCGCGAUGCUCGCACACAUCAGCACAUCCCUUACAGGGAGAACAAGAACCUGACUGGCACAGCACGCUACGCCUCCAUCAACACACAUCUUGGAAUUGAGCAGUCCAGACGUGAUGACCUGGAGUCUCUCGGCUAUGUCCUCAUGUACUUCAACCUGGGCUCCCUCCCCUGGCAGGGCCUCAAGGCUGCGACCAAGAGACAGAAGUAUGAACGAAUCAGCGAGAAGAAAAUGUCCACACCCAUUGAGGUUCUUUGCAAAGGAUACCCUUCGGAGUUCUCAACAUACCUGAAUUUUUGCCGUUCACUCCGUUUUGAUGACAAGCCAGACUACUCCUACCUACGACAGCUCUUCAGGAAUCUUUUCCACCGACAGGGCUUCUCCUAUGAUUAUGUCUUUGACUGGAACAUGCUCAAAUUUGGUGCCAGUCGGACAGCCGAGGAUGGGGAUCGGGAGAGGAGGACGGGAGAUGAGAGGGAUGAGCGGAUCGGAGGAGCCCUCCGAGGGUCUGCAUCGCGAGGUCUCCCCCCAGGUCCCAACCCUGGAGCUCCCAACAGAGUCAGGAACGGGCCAGAGCAGGCUAUCUCUAACCCUGCCUCACGGGUCCAACAGUCUGGCAACACAUCACCACGUGCAAUUUCUCGUGCAGAGAGAGAGAGAAAGGUGAGCAUGCGGCUCCACCGCGGGGCUCCUGCCAACGUUUCAUCCUCAGACCUCACAGCCCGUCACGACCAAUCCAGAAUUUCCACAUCACAGGUCAGCGUGCCAUUUGAGCACAUGGGGAAGUAGAAUUCUUUGGCUCUGCAUGCACUUGAAACUGACAGGGUUGCAAGGUAUGUUCAUCGCUCCGGUUUAUUUUCCUUUAUUUUUUACCUUGUCUUAUUACAAGAUGAUUGCCAAGGGACACAUGGAUAUUUGUAAAAGGAAAGUAAAUUUUUAAAGAAUCCAGGGAAGUACAUGACCGCAUCUAACGUGCACUUUUUCAUGUAUCCUCUUUGCUGAACCCUGGACCACCACCACUACAAUACAAAAAGCAAACGAAUGACAAUGCUACACCAUUGUUACUCCAUGGUUGCUCAUACCUGCUCCCUUCUUCCUCAAAGCAUUCCUUCAAUACCCUCUGUUUUAAAAAUGUGAAGGAACUGUUGGUUUAAAGAAGCAAAAAAGGUAUCAGGGACACGCAUGUUUCUUGUCAAAGGUCAACUUUGUGAUUGACAUAGGCUUAGUAAAGAUUUCUUUUUCAGUUUUAACACUGCAAAAACAACUUUUCAGUGAAUGUCGUCUCUUAUCUUUCAUGAGGACAUCAUAAAAUGGAGUUUGUCAUUAGUUUCCUUUCUUUGCAUUUUUGAAAGAAGUAACAGCUAAAAGAUGAAGAGGUAGGGGGGGAGAGAUAGGUGAGAGGAUAGUGGACAAAAUGAAAGGUAAUUUUGAAAAGGAUAAGUAAGUGAUGUUUUAGCUGUUGUAGAGUAAUGUUUCUGGUGAAGUAGCAAUUGGUCCUUGCUUGCCCUUCAUCCAUCCAUGUUGUGAUGAUGUACUGUCCCUCAAAACUCAGCCACCAAAACCUCCACCACCCCAUAUUUUACCUGUUUUUAAAUUGCGUGUUUAUUUUGGUUUUAAUGUGAGUCGGUAAGGUGAAGAAUGACCAUAGAUAUUGCAAAGACACACUCCCAAGUCUUGAGGGAAGCUCCUCAGGAAAUUCUCAGUGUAUUUGACCAGAGACCAUAGCUGCCCAUUUUGGCUAACAAAUAGUGGCUGCAAUUUUUAUGAUAGUUCUUAAUGUUACCUUUUUUAUUCUUUUGUUAUUGGAGGUCAUAGGGGAAUGGGCAGGCUAUGAUAUGGAUUACAGUUUUUUUGGGGGGGGGGGCAUCCAGUGAUAUUUUUUUUUUUUUUUUUUUUUUUUUUUUUACUCCACUGUAAAUAUAUAUAAUAUGUUUUUUUAUUUGGAUGUAAAGCCAAAAUGUGGUUAUUUGUUUUAAGAUGUAAAGUAGAAAAAUGCAUACUAUUGAUAAAAAUAGGGGCUGGGUUCCGAAGUCUAGGUAUUUAAAUACUAAAUUGUGGGGUGGGAUACUGUUGCUUUGCCAGCUGGGUCAUCCAAUAUUUUUUGUGUGUGUGAGUGAGAGAGAGAGAGAGAGAGAGAAGGGGGGGAGUGAUAGAGUGAAUCCCUGCUAAGAUUACAAGAUUCGUUUUGUCUUUGUAUGCAGAUUGUUUUCUUUGUCCUCUCUGCUAUUUAUGUUAAACUAUUUUUUUAUUUGUCAGAAAUAACUUUCUUCUUUAUUCUCUUAUUUGUGUUUUUAUUUCUUCCCCCUGUAACUUAUUAGAAUUGCCUUGUUCAGUUCUUUUUUUUUUUGCCUAUCCCUUUUUACUUCUGUUAUGCCUCGAAGGUUAUCUGUCCACCUCUUGUUAUACAUAGGGCUUUCAGUAUUCCCUCUGCAAAAAUGAUAAUGCUAGUUUGAUGUCACUUUUGAAUUUUAACCUCCAGCAACUUUGAUGAUGUCAUUCAGAAGAAAAUACCUGAUCAAAUUGCAGGGAUGUGUAAAUAGCAGUGAACUGUGUGUAAUUACCUUUUGUACAUGCCACCAUGACCCAGUGGCAUAGUAACUGGUGGGUUGGUGACGGUAUAGAAGAGGCUGAGGCGAUGGGGAUUUCACUUUAUGUAAUGUGUACUGAUAGCUUGUACAGUUCUUUAACACACUCUAUUUACAACAGUAUUUGUGUAUAUUUUAUGAAGUAAUAAAAAUGAAUAACCUUGCUCACAA
Xiphias gladius (swordfish) is the source of this 3516-nucleotide messenger RNA. Its product is annotated as casein kinase I. Gene Ontology annotation, cellular component: nucleus; cytoplasm. Gene Ontology annotation, molecular function: ATP binding; protein serine/threonine kinase activity. Gene Ontology annotation, biological process: endocytosis; signal transduction; peptidyl-serine phosphorylation. The transcript has 11 exons. NCBI's taxonomy places the organism in Eukaryota, Metazoa, Chordata, Actinopteri, Istiophoriformes, Xiphiidae. The record is from RefSeq and is a predicted model, not a curated record. Bases 296 to 1549 code for a protein of 417 amino acids.